ACAUGGCCACAUGUGAUGGAUUUUGGUCACUUGGUCUUUCUCCUCUGUGGCAUACAGGUUGUGCGGAUGGUGAUCAGGCACCAUGAGGAACAGAAGCAGAAAGAAGAACGAGCCAAACGUGAUGAGCAAGCCAAGUUGCGCCGCAUUGCUUCUUCCAUUGCCAAAGAGGUCAAGCAGUUCUGGAGCAACGUUGAGAAGGUUGUGCAAUUCAAGCAGCAGUCACGUCUGGAGGAAAAACGGAAAAAAGCACUGGAUCUGCAGCUGGAUUUUAUAGUGGGCCAGACAGAGAAAUAUUCCGACUUGCUAACUCAAAGCCUCAAUGAGACUCUUCCAGUUCCCAGCAAGACCAGUGGCUCCCAUGCUGGCUCUACUGCUUCUAGUCCACCUCCCCCUGCUCAGCUCAUGGAAGAUGAAGAUGGGGAUUUCCAACCCCAUGAAGAGUCAGAUGACGAGGAGACAAUUGAAGUUGAGGAACAACAGGAAGGGAAUGAUUCAGAAACACAGCUGCGGGAGAUUGAGCUGCUAAAGCAGGAAAGUGAACUGCCCUUAGAGGAGCUACUCCAGACAUUGCCACCCCAAAUCUUAGAAAAUUCCUUCAGUGAAUCUCCUUGUGCUUCCAGCUCUGACAAUGAUGAUGAAGAAGAAGAGGGUGAGAGUGAAGAGGAAGCUGAGCAUGAGGAAAGUCAGACCUCUGAGACACUAAAGCAGGAAAAACCCAAACCUGUCACUCAGAGGAAUAAGAAACCUUGGAAACCUGAUGAAGAAGAUGAGGAGUUUACGGCCAAUGAAGAAGAAGCUGAAGAUGAAGAAGAAACAAUAGAUGCUGAAGAAAAGCUGGAAGGAAAUGUUGAUCACAGCGAAGAAUUGGAUGAUCUGGCUAAGGAAGGUGAACUGCCCAUGGAGGAUUUGCUUCAGAAAUAUGCUGGUGCUUAUGCUUCAGACUUUGAAGUGGAAGCAUCAGACACUUCAUCGGAGGCACUGGAGCCUACUACUUCAGAGUAUGAGGAAGAAUCAGAGGAGGAGAACAGCACUAGUCACUCAGAUUCCACAGAAGAGAUAGAAGAAAGUGAGCAAGAGGAAAGUGAAGUAGAGGAUGCCCUUGAGGAGGAAAGGAGGGAAACUUCAGUAAUCCAGGAGGAAGAUUUUGGCGUUGAGUACCUGUUGAAGCAGGAUGAUGAUAAUGGUGGUGAUGGAGACAAUGAUUCAGCUCCAGCCCCAGGGCCCAAAAAAGAAAUCACAGACAUUGCAGCAGCAGCUGAGAGCCUGCAGCCAAAAG
Molecule: messenger RNA, 1276 nt
Organism: Thamnophis sirtalis
Lineage: Eukaryota; Metazoa; Chordata; Lepidosauria; Squamata; Natricidae
Source: RefSeq, a predicted model, not a curated record